AUUAUCACUUCAUUCUUUCCCACGAGGUUCCAAAAUGGCGGCAGGCAGAACGGAGGGAGAAGGGCGGAAAAAUCGUGAUAGUGAAUCAACUAUGGACGACGAACAUGAAGUCCAGGAAGAGGAGCCACCUUUCAGUGACCCAGAAGACUUUGUUGAUGAUGUGACUGAUGAAGAGCUGUUGUCAGACAUUCUGCGUAAAAAGCCAAAACCCUCGGACAGUGUUGACUCCGUGAUCAUUGUGGAUUGCAUCCCUAAAGUUGGAAAAGAUCGUCUUGAGAAACUGAAAAAUGUCAUCAAGAAGCUGUUUUCGAAAUUUGGAAGUAUCGUGGAGAUGUAUUACCCAGUUGAUGAAGAAGGCACCACAAAAGGGUACAUGUUUCUGGAGUUCUCGUCCCCACAAAACGCCCACGAAGCUGUGAAAAUGACGAAUGGCUACAAACUGGACAAGCAGCACGUCUUCAAAGUGAACCACUUCUCCGAUUUUGAAAAAUACACUGAUAUCCCCGACGAGUGGGAACCCCCAGAUCCCAAACCUUACGAAGAUUUAGGCAAUUUGAGAAGCUUCCUCCAGAACAAGGACUGCUACGACCAGUUUAGCGUCAUAUACGGGGAAGGGGAGAAGACGGCCAUUUUCUUGAACAGCCUGGAGCCCUCGAAGGUGGAAGAGCGAGCUAGAUGGACGGAGACGUACGUGCGCUGGUCGCCACAGGGGACGUACCUGGCUACGUUUCACCAGAAGGGUAUAGCCCUGUGGGGAGGCCCCAAGUUCUCGCAGAUACAGAGGUUCGGGCACACCGGGGUACAGCUCAUCGACUUCUCUCCGUGUGAAAAAUACCUGGUGACGUUUAGCCCCCUCCACGACAGUCAGGAGGACCCCCAGGCCAUCAUCAUCUGGGACAUCCGGUCGGGGGUGAAGAAGAGAGGCUUCCACUGUGAGACACGCAGCACCUGGCCUAUAUUCAAGUGGAGUGCUGAUGGAAACUACUUUGCUAGACUGGGAGAAGAUGCAAUUAGUAUUUAUGAAACCCCCUCAUUUGGUCUCCUAGACAAGAAAAGUGUCAAGAUUGCAGCGGUCAGGGACUUCUCGUGGUCCCCCACGGACAACAUGAUCGCCUACUGGGUGCCGGAGCAGUCGAACACCCCGGCCCGUGUCACCCUCAUCGAGAUCCCCAGCAGGAAAGAGCCGGUGGUUCGCAACCUGUUCAACGUUGCCGACUGCAAGAUGCACUGGCAGAAGAACGGAGACUACCUCUGCGUCAAGGUUGACCGGUACAAGAAGAAGCUGGAUGACAAGGAGCAGCAAGUCAAAUACGGUGGUAUUUAUUACAACUUUGAGCUGUUCCGCAUCCGCGAAAAGCAGAUCCCCAUUGACAAGGUUGAAGUCAAAGAGGCAGUCCUUGCCUUUGCGUGGGAGCCAACAGGAAGCAAGUUUGCCUACAUUCACGGAGAAGCCCCGAGGAUAAACGUGACGUUCUACAACAUUCAACCCAAAGGAAAAGUGACUCUCAUGAAGACCCUGGAAAAGAGAUCUGCCAAUCAUUUGUUCUGGAGUCCCAACGGACAAUUCAUUGUGUUGGCCGGACUCAGGAGCAUGAACGGCGUACUGGAGUUUGUGGACACCCAGGACAUGACAGUGAUGUCCCAGACAGAGCACUUCAUGGCCACGGACGUCGAGUGGGACCCCACGGGCCGCUACGUCGUCUCUGCCGUCAGCUGGUGGGGCCACAAGGUGGACAACGGAUACUGGCUCUGGAACUUUCAGGGACUUCUGCAACACAAACAACCGCUGGAGAAGUUUUGCCAGCUGCAGUGGCGGCCCCGCCCGGCAUCACUCUUGGGUGAAAACAAGAUAAAGGAGAUCAAGAAGAACUUCAAGACUUGGGCUCAAAAGUUCGAAACUGAGGACAGCAUGAGAAAGAUGACAGCUUCCAAGGACAUGUUGGAGAAGAGACGAAAGUUGAUGGACGACUACAGGGAGUAUCGUGCCCGAAAGGAAGAAGAGUUUGCCGAAAGGAAGGAUAUUCGUCUGGAGCUCCGUGGAGGCAUCGACACGGACGAACUUCACAACCAGGGAGACAACUUCACCGAGGAAAUUAUUGAGUUUUUGGUCAAAGUGGAAGAAAAGAUCGUGGAAGAGUAAUCAGAAGCGCUGCCUCGAGACUUUCUAGAGAACAAAGGAAAA
This is a messenger RNA of Aplysia californica (California sea hare), 2182 nucleotides long. RefSeq names its product eukaryotic translation initiation factor 3 subunit B. Gene Ontology annotation, molecular function: translation initiation factor binding; RNA binding; translation initiation factor activity. The coding region runs from base 35 to 2140 and encodes 701 amino acids. Gene Ontology annotation, cellular component: eukaryotic translation initiation factor 3 complex. Gene Ontology annotation, biological process: translational initiation. The record is from RefSeq and is a predicted model, not a curated record. Lineage: Eukaryota; Metazoa; Mollusca; Gastropoda; Aplysiida; Aplysiidae. The transcript has 18 exons.